AUGGCUCCCGGCGGCGGUGGAAACAUUAAGGUGGUGGUGAGAGUGCGACCGUUCAACAGCAGAGAAAUCGACAGAGGGGCAAAAUGUAUUGUGCAGAUGAAAGGGAACCAGACCGUCCUCGUACCCCCGCCUGGCGCCGACGAGAAAUCACGAAAAGCUGGUGGAAAGGGCGCGGCCGAGGGCCCGAAGGCUUUUGCCUUCGAUAGGUCUUACUGGUCUUUCGACAAGAAUGCUCCCAACUAUGCGGGUCAGGACAACCUUUUCGCGGAUCUGGGUGUCCCGCUAUUGGAUAAUGCCUUCCAGGGCUACAACAACUGUAUCUUCGCAUACGGCCAGACAGGUUCCGGAAAGUCAUACUCGAUGAUGGGAUACGGCAAGGAAUACGGUGUGAUUCCGAGGAUUUGCCAGGAAAUGUUCCAACGAAUAGCGAAGAUACAGGAAGACAAGAACCUCAACUGUACGGUGGAGGUGUCCUAUCUCGAAAUCUACAAUGAACGAGUUCGCGAUCUGCUCAACCCCUCGAAUAAGGGUAAUCUCAAAGUCCGUGAGCAUCCGUCGACCGGUCCUUACGUCGAAGAUCUUGCGAAACUUGCGGUGCGCUCCUUCAGCGAGAUUGACAACUUGAUGGACGAGGGUAACAAGGCCAGAACCGUGGCUGCCACGAACAUGAACGAAACCUCUAGUCGAUCGCACGCCGUCUUCACGUUGACGCUGACACAGAAACGCCAUGACGCUGAGACUUCGAUGGACACAGAGAAGGUAUCGAGAAUCAGUUUGGUCGAUCUUGCUGGUUCAGAAAGAGCAAAUUCCACUGGAGCCACGGGUGCUCGGUUGAAAGAAGGAGCGGAGAUUAAUCGUUCGCUGUCCACGCUUGGUCGUGUCAUUGCAGCCUUGGCGGAUGUGGCAUCAGGCAAGAAGAAGAACGCUUCGAUGGUCCCAUAUCGUGAUUCUAUCUUGACAUGGCUGUUGAAGGAUUCCCUUGGAGGUAAUUCAAUGACCGCAAUGAUUGCAGCUAUAUCUCCCGCCGAUAUCAACUUCGACGAAACUCUCAGUACCCUGCGCUACGCCGACUCCGCAAAACGAAUCAAGAAUCAUGCGGUGGUCAACGAAGAUCCGAAUGCCAGAAUGAUCCGAGAGCUGAAGGAGGAGUUGGCUCAACUUAGAGCCAAGCUGGGAGGCGGCACAACGGCUGGGGCAGGAGGGGCUGCUAUGCCUGCUGAAGAAUCUUAUCCCCCAGACACUCCUCUGGAGAAGCAGAUGGUUUCGAUUCAGAAAGCCGAUGGGACUGUCACCAAAGUCAGUAAGGCAGAGAUCGUGGAGCAACUCAAUCAAAGCGAGAAGCUUUACAAAGAUCUGAAUCAGACCUGGGAGGAGAAACUCGAGAAAACCGAGCAGAUCCACCGAGAGCGAGAGGCCGCACUUGAAGAGCUGGGUAUCAGUAUCGAGAAGGGCUUCGUUGGUUUGAGUACCCCGAAGAAAAUGCCGCAUCUGGUUAACCUGAGCGAUGAUCCGCUUCUCGCCGAAUGCCUCGUCUACAAUAUCAAGCCGGGAACCACUACGGUUGGAAAUAUGGAGCAGGGAAGUCAUGUGGAAAUCAGGUUGAAUGGUUCCAAAAUCCUUCCCAACCACUGCACGUUUGAGAACAUGGACAAUGUCGUGACUAUCGUACCCAGCGAGGGUGCUGUGGUUAUGGUCAACGGGUUGCGAAUCGUCGAACCGAAGCGCCUAAAAAGUGGUUUCCGCAUCAUCCUCGGAGACUUCCAUAUCUUCCGUUUCAACCAUCCGCAAGAAGCUCGUGCUGAGCGAGUCGAGCAGAGCUUGCUGCGCCAUUCCGUCACUACCAGUCAACUUGGCUCACCAGCCCCGGUCAGAACCCAUGAUAGAACGAUGAGCAAAACCGGCUCAGAGCUAGACGGCGAUUCUAGCCGGGCAGAUUCCCCAACUUCCGCCCAGCGCGCUCGUGAAUCCGAUUGGUUUUAUGCUCGAAGGGAGGCUGUCAGCGCAGUUUUGGGCCCUGACCACAUUUCUCACAUGCCCGAUGAUGAGCUGGAUGCUUUAUUUGAGGAUGUGCAAAAGGUCCGAGCAACGCGCCGAGGACUCGUUGAGAAUGAAGAAGAUUCGGAUUCACUGAGCUCAUAUCCAGUCCGAGAUAAGUACAUGUCUAAUGGGACUAUCGACAAUUUCUCGCUCGAUACCGCCAUCACUAUGCCUGGGACGCCUGGUCAACAGGACUACGGCGAAGGGCAAGACGGAAACGAUUUUACAUUACAAGCUGCUCGCCAGGAAAUGCAACGCCAGCUCGAUAUGCAGAAGGAGGAAUUCAAAGAGAAGCUUAGAGAUGACGAAGCCUCUGAGCAGGGUGGGGAGGACUUGCGUUCAGAAAAGGCCCGAAUGGAGGAGGCACUGCGAACCGCUAAAGAGGAAUAUGAAGAGCAACUGAGAAAACAGAAAGAGGCCUUCGAGAAUCAUAUGAAGGAGAUGGGUCAGCCGGUUCCGAGGAUAUACGAGAAUGGCUUCGCCAAGCUAGAUGAAAGGGAGAUCGGUAUCGCAAACUCAGUCUUCCAACACUGGUCGCAGCAGAAUUAUGUCCGCAUGGCCGAGAAGAUACUGCAGCAUGCGUCGCUAGUGAAAGAAGCGCAGGUGAUGAGCCAAAUAAUGGACAAGAAUGUUAGCUUUCAGUUCGCGAUCAUCGACCAUGGGAACAAUAUGGCAUCAUCUUAUGAUCUCGUCCUGAAUGGUAUCUCCGGAGAUGAAGAUAUUGUUCUUGAGGAGGCGAAGAAACCGUGUAUUGCAGUCCGUGUGAUUGACUUUAAACAGUGUGUCAUCCACCUCUGGUCCAUCGAGAAGCUUCAACGUCGCCUCCAGGCAAUGCGCCAAUUGCACCAAUACAUUGACCGACCGGACUACAUUCAGCACUUUCGCCUCGAGAACCCUUUCUCCGAACCCUGUUCGCCUCAAUACUCGCUUGUUGGUGAUGCUGAUAUCCCUCUGACCGCUGUCUUCGAGACUAGAGUCCAGGACUUCUCUGUUGAGGUUGUAUCACCUUACACACAGAAUGUGAUCGGUAUUGUCAGAUUGUCAUUGGAGCCCUCCUCCGCACAAGCGCCCUCAUCCACACUGAAAUUCAACGUUGUCAUGCGUGAUAUGAUUGGUUUCGCCGAAUGGGAGGGGACCGAGGUCCAUGCCCAGCUCUUUGUCCCAGGCAUCUCCGAGGAAGGAGGAGCUACCACCACACAAAUGAUCAGCGGUUUCGAUGAAAGCCCCAUCCGCUUUGAGAGUGUACACAGCAUGAGUCUACCUUUAUCGAGUCCGCGGACAGCGGCCCUCAAGAUCUGUGUGUAUGCACGUGUGACCCAUAUGCAUCUCGACAAACUUCUCAGCUGGGACGAAAUGCGCGAUUCGGCCGAGCUACCCCCUCAAAGACGCAAAACCCCGCGCAUAGCAGAAUCCGAAUUCUUCUCUGAGGAGCGACAUGACGUGUUUGCCAGGAUGCAGGUUCUUGAGCUGGCAGAAUCCGGUGAAUAUCUGCCCGUCGAAGUAGUGCAAAGCAAUAGCCUUGACGCUGGCACAUAUCAGCUCCAUCAAGGAUUGCAACGUCGAAUCUUCGUGAAUUUGACCUACAGUUCUACCGAGAGUCUGCCUUGGGAUGACCUGACCAAUAUGCGGGUUGGGUCUGUGAGAUUACUCGAUCCGUGGGGCAAGAUUCCCGACCAGGAUCUUCAGACACCAGAUGUGCAUUUGAAGUUUGUUCACGAGCCUAUGACGAAAGACAAUGCGGACGGAACAUCUCAUGUUACUCUGAUCGCCCAAUGGGAUUCGAGUUUGCAUGGUUCUCUGCUGCUUGACCGGGUGACUGCGGAGAAGUAUCGCGUGCAGGUCACGGUUCGCUGGGACCUUGUAUCAUCCCGUCUGCAAGAUCCGGUUCCAUUUGAAGUGGACCUGACUCUACAGAUUCAGGGACGGACAUACGUUCGCCCACAAUCGAUGUUCAAGCAGCUCUUCAACUCGACUCGUAUUGUACACUCCACCGUUCGGAUGUUCUCUUUGGCCGUCCGUCCGGUGUCUGCUAAGCGCGCUGCCGAUCUUUGGCGCAUGAACACGCAGAACGAUUAUGUGAAGGGAGAGGAGCUACUGACCAGGUGGUCACCUCGGAAGGUUUCGCUCGUGCGGGAUUACAUCGCAGCCCGCAAAAGACGGCGGCGUCUCGCCGAACUGAACGCCGCCAAAGGCGCGCUCAGUGCUAAUAGCCUCGUCCCUUCGCCGGCCCGAAGCGGGCGUUCCACCCCUCUCCGCAGCCAGGAGCUGAAUGAGCGCCGGACAAAGAUUUUGCGCAAAUACCUUGAUCUCUGGGCGACGAAGACGGAUCCGAUCGAUGCCAUUCUUGUCCGGAGCAACACGGAGCCCCCGGCCAAUGGAGCGGCCUUUGCGACGCGUGCGAAGCAGGCUUCACCUUCGUCGGAUGACGGCAGUUCUGUUUCUGACCAGGAGCUUUUGAGACCACGAUUCGUCGCAACGAUACAGACAUUGCCGAAGAACCAAACUUCAUUGAAGUCCGGCUACUUGUUGACGCCUGACGACACCAACAGCCACUGGGUGCGCCGGUUCGUUGAGCUCCGGCGACCCUAUCUCCAUAUAUACUCUGUCCCGGAAGGCGAUGAGAUCAACGCUAUCAACCUGCGUAGCUCGCGGGUCGAUCAUGAGCCGGAUUUCGCCCGAUUACUUGCCGGAGCCGACAACGGAAUGUCUACCAAAGGCCGUCCACAUGUAUUUGCCAUUUAUGGAACGCAAAACACUUUCCUUUUUGCUGCUCGCACAGAGGCACAGAAGGUUGAAUGGAUCUUGAAGAUCGACGAGAGUUACUUCAGUAACAGUGCUUCAAGGGCUUCUCUCAAUGGAAAUUGA
Aspergillus clavatus NRRL 1 is the source of this 4902-nucleotide messenger RNA. Its product is annotated as kinesin-3 motor protein uncA. Gene Ontology annotation, biological process: cytoskeleton-dependent intracellular transport; microtubule-based movement. The transcript is spliced from 2 exons. The coding region runs from base 1 to 4902 and encodes 1633 amino acids. The record is from RefSeq and is a predicted model, not a curated record. Gene Ontology annotation, cellular component: kinesin complex; microtubule. Lineage: Eukaryota; Fungi; Ascomycota; Eurotiomycetes; Eurotiales; Aspergillaceae. Gene Ontology annotation, molecular function: microtubule binding; microtubule motor activity; ATP binding.